AUGCCUUCCCGGCGGAUCCUCAGCGAUACGCGAAAACACCUACCCUUCAGCGAGCGGCUACAUCACUUCACGUGGUCAUGGUUCGAGUGUACGAUGAGCACCGGCGCGAUAGCCACCGUGCUUGGCCAGCAACCAUUUGGCUUUGACGGCCUGAAGACAAUAGGGAAGAUAUUCUUCAUCCUGGAUCUUGUCCUAUUUUUCACUUUCUGUGCAUGUAUAACGUACCGAUUUGUGCGGACGCCACCUGGCACGCUUCGCACGAGCUUACACCACCCGGAAGAAAGCUUCUUUUUCGGGACCUUCUGGCAAUACGGCGUGCCCUCGUCGGGACCCUGGCUUAUCAAAGCGCUCGAGGUACUUUUCUGGACUUAUGCUGGAUGCGCCAUACUCGUCGCGGUAUUCCAAUAUCAUGUCAUCUUUGACACCAGGAAGCUGCCUGUCACAGAUGCACUGCCAGCCUGGAUCCUCCCCGUUUAUCCAUUCUUGGUCCUGGGUCCGCUUUCGGCUGUUUUGGAGUACAGCCAACCCCCAGAUGCCGCAUUGCCUAUAAUGAUUGGCGGUAUCUGUUUCGAGGGCCUGGGCUGGGGCGUCGCAUUAAUCAUGUACACAAUCUACGUCACUCGCCUUAUCAACAGCGAUCUGCCUGAGCCGAGCAAGAGACCCGCAAUGUACGUCGCUGUCGGGCCGGCAGCAUACACCGCAAACACAUUGGUUGCAUUGGGGAUGCAGGCCCCCAAAGUCAUACCCCCGAAUUUCCUGGGCAUCGGAUCCUUCCCUGUGGGCGAGGUCUGGAAAGCCAUCGGUGUGCCCUGUGGCAUCUUCCUCUGGCUCCUCGCCUUCUGGUUUUGCGCGCUGUCUACAGUAUCCGUUCUUAACUCCUGGAAGGAGAUGCACUUCACGCUGAACUGGUGGGCGUUUAUAUUCCCGAACGUCGGCUUGACCAUCGCGCUCAUCCAAAUCGCAAACGUCCUGGAUAGCGAUGGAAUCAAGGGGGUUUGCUCGGCAAUGACGGUCAUCUUGGUCACGUUGUGGAUCUUUGUAGCGAUCAUGAAUGUGCGGGCUGUUUGGAGAGGUGAUAUACUGUGGCCGGGCAUGGACGAAGAUAUGGAAGAGGAAGGGGAGCAUGAGGACGAUGAGGAGCAAAGAACAGAGUAG
This is a messenger RNA of Paraphaeosphaeria sporulosa, 1155 nucleotides long. RefSeq names its product C4-dicarboxylate transporter/malic acid transport protein-like protein. Gene Ontology annotation, cellular component: membrane. The record is from RefSeq and is a predicted model, not a curated record. Lineage: Eukaryota; Fungi; Ascomycota; Dothideomycetes; Pleosporales; Didymosphaeriaceae. The transcript has 2 exons. Gene Ontology annotation, molecular function: malate transmembrane transporter activity. The coding region runs from base 1 to 1155 and encodes 384 amino acids. Gene Ontology annotation, biological process: malate transmembrane transport.